GGGAAAAUUCAGUUUUGGAUAUUCAUUGCUCGUCGAUACGCGUUUGCAGGUUGAGUGGCCUGCCUAUGAGUUUGUUCGGUUGAAUCAUUGAUAAUUUUCUGCAUUCUUCAUAUUUGAUUCGUGCAAUACAGCAAUAUGAGCCAGUGUGUUGGCGUGGAAGUUAUAUCUAAAGCUUCGGAGAAAUUUUCUCUUCCUUCCUCAAGUGAUGAAGAUGAACCAAUUGUUAUGAAAAGAAGAAAAAAGAAGACAAAAUUUAAAUCAUCGCCUAAUCCUGAACAUUCAUAUGAGGAUGAAAGGGUAGAAGAACAAAAAUCUUCUGGAAAAAAGAAGAAAUCGCGAAGAAUUCAGAUGGAUUCAGAUUCUGAUAAUGAUUCUGUAAAUAUGAACAAAGACAUUGAGUCUAGUCAGCGAACAGUUGAAAAUAAUGAGAAAAUUAUAGACUGCAAUAAUGGAAUUAUUUCCAAAAAAGAUCAUAAUGUCGAUAUUGAAACUCAUCGUAAUACACUAAAUACAGAUGAUGACUCGGCAGAAAGUGAUGUAGAGUCGACAAAAAGUGAUGAUUUGACCGAAAAUGCCGUUGAUGAACUAAAGAUCGAUAGCGAAUCAAUAAAAGAUGAAGAUGAAAUUCCAAUUUCCGAAAUUGAUGAAACUCGCAAUGAAGAGGCAAAAGUUGACAAUGACUCACCAGAAAGUGAUAUUGAAUCUGACAGUUCUAGCGAUGAUGACGCUCCACCAUUACGAUUAUUUAGAAAUAAAAAUCCAACAAAUGUCAACGAAAGCCGAGGAAUAAAUUGUGAGGAUAAUGAUGUGUAUGAUAAUGAUGAUGAUGAUGUAAUCAGACCAGAUCCGAGUGAAAUAGCUGAACCUCGAAUGUCUAAACCAGGAUCAAGUCGAAAUACAAUGAUGCAAUUACACAGUGAAACACAAAGACUUUUACGAGAAUCAUCUGUCAACUUGCCGUACCAUCGACCAGAACCCAAGAAAUUAUCUGAGUUCAUGAAAAGACCCGUUCUCGGAAAACCGACAACAGAAAGUGACAAGAUGAAAUCAGCAAACUUUGUGGAAGAUAUCAGUGCCAAUGUUGUGGAUGACCUACCUGACAUAGGUGAAAAUGCUGAUGACAUCAUAAUGCCGAUUAUUCAGGACACUAAAAAUAUUGAAGAGGCUAUGGAGCAAUCAAAUGAUACUGAAAGCGUACCAGAAUGCAUAGGAAUAAAUAAUGUCAAUUCUAUCAAUGAUACUGCCUCACAAAGCACCCAACCAAUGCCUGCACCUAGCAGGCCACUCACUAGAAGAGAAAAAUUGUUGCAACAAAUUGGAUCUAGAUUACCUCAGCUCCAACCGAAGAAAAAUGAAAUAAGCCCAAACAAGUUUAUCGAUCUGGACGAUGAAUCGACAAAGAAAACACAAAAUGCCGGAGUGAAUUCAUUAAUGGAAAGAUUCAUGAAACAUUCAAAAGCUGGAAGACGCCGUGACACCGACAAGAAAAGACAAGUAGAGUUGAAUAUUGUCAAAAAAGUUGAACGUUCCGAUGGCUCAGGAGUGGAUCUAGUAAGUGAUGUUGUUACAGCAGUUGUUGGUACAGAUGAUGAUCAAGACAAAGAUGGCUUGAAUGCUGUGAAGAAUGCCGAGACAGGUGGCACACCAGGUCAAAGGUUACAACUGUUGCGACAGCAACUUGCUGAAAAAAUGAAAAAGAGAAGAGAGGUGGAAAGAAAAAAAAGAGAAGAAUUACAUAAACUCGACAAUGAAGAUCUUGAUCAGUCAGAGGAGGAAGAAGAGGAAGACUGUGAUUGGUCAGAUGAUGAAAGUGGUGAGGAAGGGGCGGAGUCUGAUAAUGAUGAAGUUGAAAAACCAAUUAAAGAAAAGCAAAGGCGGGGCAAUGGGGUGAUUGACAGCUCUGAUGAGAGCGAGGACGAAGAUACGCAACCAAUGGAAGAUAGUUGUUCUAAAGCCAGUAAUAAUACUUCACUACCUCGUACCAUAAAUGAAGGUUCUGUUAUGUUGUUUGAAGAUAGUACAAGAUCAAGUGCUUCAACUUUUAAUAAAUCUGGCCGUAUGACUCCAGCUCUUGAUCGUACUUGUUCAGAUGAUAGUUUCUAUGGUUCAAUGAUUCCUUUGCAUCAACCAGAAGUUUCUAAUAUUUCAAAUUCAUCUCAUUUUACCAGACCUCAUCUUUCAAAGCAAGGGGAAUUUGACGACACUUGUUUUGAAUCAGAUUCUCGAUCUCUAUCCCAACCUUUCAGACUUGAUUUUGAAGCUUCACAAAGUCAGUUUCUUGAUGCUGAUGGAUUUAUAAAGGAGAGUAGCAUCAGCAAACCUGCAGCAAAGCGAACCUUACUGCCCCCUGGUGCUGAAGAUGACAAUGCAAUGACGGACUGCAACAUGUCGCAACUAUUAGGUCUCUGCUCUGCUCCAUUUGACACUCCAAAAUCUCAGAGGAAACCAGAAAUCUCACGACUCAUGAAUUCAGGAAAUGACUCGGCGAUUAAUCAUACUCAAGAUCUGAUUGGUCUCUGUACAGGAAACUUCACAGACUCAAUUGCACCAUUGGAUACGAAAGACGCAACAAAUGAUGCCACACAAGAUGACAAAGACAAAACUGAUUGCGAUGUCACAAAUCAUGAUGAUAACUCUGCAGAUUUGUUCAGAACAAAUAAUGUUGAUGUUGAUGAAAGCUUCGGUUUCAAUAUAUUGUCAGGAAAUCCUAAGAAAAGUCAACCAGACCCAGAAAGUCAAUUCUCAGACCAUGAGAAUUCUGAUGUUGACAAGGAUGACAACGAAGAUGACGAUGAUGAGCCGAUGCUAAUUGUUCGAAAAAAGAAAUACACUCGUCAAAGAAUCGCUCGAGAAUUCCUUGAAAAUGAAGCUGAAUUGUCUGGAAGUGAUGAAGGAAGUGGAGACGAAGAUGAGGAUGCCGGUCCUGAUGAGUAUGAAGUAGAUGAACCGGUAGAGGAAUUACCAGAAGAAGAAGAAAUUGCUCGACAACUUAAUCGUGUCCAACGUCGGCAGCAACAAGAAGAUGAUCAAAGAGAUAUUGAAUUGUUACAAGAAGCUUUGCUCGGCGGAGAGGAAAUUGCACAGAGAGAAAGAAAAUUUAGAUGGAAAAAUAUUGAUUCUUCCAUGACUGAAGAUAUUUUAAAAUCUGACGAUGAAGAAGGUGACAACAAAGAAAAUCCUCUACCCGAAGGACCGGAAGAUACUCAGUGGAUGAGAGAACGAUUGGAAAGAGAGGAAUUUUUACAGAAGAAUGAAGUUCCCAGCUUACAAUCCGAAGACUCACAGCUUAUCAACUUAGGUCGUCAAGUUAUAUUAAGUCGACAGAAUUCUAUUGCCGGACCUAUCACUGAUGGUAAUUCAGAGAAUUUAAACAAAGCAACGAAAAAAAUUAGGAAUGUUUGUUUGUCUGUUGAUGAGUCAUCUUGCAGCAGAGACAGUUUUAAAAAUAAGGGCCACCGAGGUUCAUUCUUAUCUCGUUCACAAGUUGUAUUGACCAAACUUGCUUCCUUGCCAGGAAUUAAGAACGUGAAUGGACCGAAACAUUCGGAUAAAAUGUUAUUUAAGGUUGUUUCACCAGAAUCAAAUAAACGAAUGAAACGUAAAAAACUGUCGGAAAUUAGCAACAGCACUGUCAAAGAACCUCCAAGAAAACGUACAAAAGUUAUCAAUAUUAAUGAAGAUUCUAAUAGUGUUUUUGAUUUGAUGUAAAACUCUCCCAACUAUGUGAUAAUCAAUAUAUGAUUGUGUUUGCAAUUGUUGAAAAGUGUGAAGUACACACUCAAUAUCGUCGGCGCUCCAAAGUCCCAAAGUUUUAUGACCGAUUCCUGAAUACCACUCGGAACCAGACCUCAAUACCGUAAAAUACACCAUACUCCAAUUUUGCAGCCUUGCUCAGGUCUUCAUUCAAUUUUUUAAAUGAGAAUUUAGGUAUGCUGCAAUUCACCAUAUUGUAGACAAUAUUCGUAGGCACAGCGGAAAUUUUAAUUCAAUAUAUAUAAUUAAUUAUUCUGGUAAGUUUGAUUAUGAAAUAUCACAACUUACUUUUCCCAAUUCAUGGUUUUCCUGCAUUUUAAAUAUUUAAUUUCACUUUUUGUGAAUAAAAGUGCACUGUUGCUUGAUCUAAGACGGGGGUGUGCAACCGUCAAUACAGGCGGGCCAGAUAAGGCGAAAUUUUUUUCUUGUGGGCGUCAUUUGGGCCACAUGCCACGGUUUGCACACACCUGAUCUAAGACACUGCCUCAAUUAAACUGCCAAUUAAAUACGUGUUAAAAUGAAGGCGCCUCCUAUCUCGAAAAAUUAAUGAUUCCGAAUAUUACUGCCUUUGAUAUUCACUUAAAAUGCUUCUCCCUAUUUUAAUACCAUACUAAUUAGUAUAAACAACACUUCAAAGCUAAUCAAACAAUCAUAUCCAUUGGCCAUAUUUACACUAGAUUUAAUUUUUUAUCAUAUUACCUUAUCGAUUGAUAGGUGUAUUUCACUUAUUUUGUGAGUUUUUUGAAUAGCAAUCCUAUACAAUUUUGGAUUACUUGCCAAUGUAAAAUCUGAUUAAGUUUCAGAAUUCUGUAUGUGUUUUCUAUCUAGUUUAAAUGAUGGUAUGUGUUUUUAAAAACUUUUUUUUUGAAGAAGAAGAAGUCAUUGGUGUGAUAGUCUGUUACUGGCGGAUUCCAAAAUCCUCAAGUCUAAAUCAAAAAUCUUCAUCCUUGGCAAAAAGGGAUUAUUGUUUAUAAAGACAGCAACAAAGCAUAUAUUGUGUAUGCAGUACAAUGUAUUUUAUGUUGUUUCCGUAUAAGAUUAAGGGUUUGCAAAUUGCAUCGAUUAUUCUCUGGUUUACCCUAUUGCAAAUUCUAAAAACUAUAAUUUUGUUUGCUGUCUCUUUCGUGUGGGUAAUAAGUAAAAUAUAAAAAGUUACUUAAGAUAGAAUUCUGUCCGCAGUGUAAGUGUAACAAUCUAAAACGCAACACAGCCAAGAGCGUUUAAAUUUCUAUUAUGUCGCAAUCUGUUAGGGGUGAAAUGGCCACAUUUUGUCGUGUACUUUCGUGUAUGCAAAAUUCAUCCCAAUACAGGUCAGCUUCAUGCCGGAAGGGUAAAUUAACCCCCGGUGAGUACCGCUGGAUUAAAGUAUCAAUAAAUAAUCAUAUUGUGUUGAAUGGUCGUUGCAUUUGGUAUCUUGGUCAAUCUCCGUUACUUAUAAAAUAUAUGCAUGUUUGCAAUGUG
This is a messenger RNA of Styela clava, 5214 nucleotides long. Its product is annotated as claspin-like. Gene Ontology annotation, molecular function: anaphase-promoting complex binding. NCBI's taxonomy places the organism in Eukaryota, Metazoa, Chordata, Ascidiacea, Stolidobranchia, Styelidae. The record is from RefSeq and is a predicted model, not a curated record. Gene Ontology annotation, biological process: activation of protein kinase activity; mitotic DNA replication checkpoint signaling; mitotic G2 DNA damage checkpoint signaling.